Messenger RNA from Exophiala bonariae, 1701 nucleotides. RefSeq lists its product as uncharacterized. Bases 1 to 1701 code for a protein of 566 amino acids. The transcript is spliced from 3 exons. Gene Ontology annotation, biological process: positive regulation of transcription by RNA polymerase II. Gene Ontology annotation, cellular component: nucleus. NCBI's taxonomy places the organism in Eukaryota, Fungi, Ascomycota, Eurotiomycetes, Chaetothyriales, Herpotrichiellaceae. Gene Ontology annotation, molecular function: transcription cis-regulatory region binding; DNA-binding transcription factor activity. The record is from RefSeq and is a predicted model, not a curated record.
AUGCGACCAGAUGAGCAUUAUUCUCCGCCGCCCAAGAUUAGGCGAACGAUAGGUCAACGCAGACGCCGUGCAAGCCCCAACCGAGAUGAUAUCUCCUUGCAUCCAGGUCACGAUCCAGAUACUGAGUUGUUUACACAACGAUCCACACAGUUCAGCACUUCCGCAGAGAAUUCGACACUUGCGGAACGGACGUCUUUGAACCAGGAAUAUCAUCAGAUUGCCCAUGUUCCAGAUGAUACUUUUGAUAUAUUCGCCAAUCUACCUUUCGAUUUCGACGAAUACUCAGCUUUUGGUCCGAUGGACCUAGACGCGGCAGGUGAAAGCUUAGAUUUCAUUCCAGUCCCGACUAUUGACCCUGGUCUACUUCAUUUGGGUCAGAUGGCGAAGCUAGUCGCGGAGCGCCCGAAUGCAGCAUCAAAAGAAUCGCAGCAGUUGGAUGUCAACGUCACAUUAGAUGUGACAGGAUCGGCUGACGACGGUUUUGCUGCCAACAAUGCUCACAGCCUCUCAAUGAAGGAAGGCGACCGCCGUCUCAUUCAGCAUUAUCUAUCGGUCAUGAAAGGAUAUGCCAAAGUCGAAGAUCGCCCUCGAGACACGAACAAUCUAUUCGUCUCCGCAUUUUCGAUGUCUCUUUUCUUCAUGCCACUCUACUACGCAAUAUUGUCCUUCUCUGCAUCUCACCUAGCCAUGGAAGACCCGUCUUAUCUUGACGCCGCGACCGAAUAUGAGAAACUCGCAGAAAAUGCAUAUAACUCUCAUCAAGGGAAUGAACCGGUCGAGAUAGAUGGCCUUCUAUCGGCGCUUUUUGUGCGUGUAAAACGAGUACAUGUCACAGGUGAAAGGAUGGAGAAAUUUCUCGAUUUGGUGAGCCGUGCUAUUGAGCUUAUCUCUCGGCCUGAAGUCGAAGAAGCCAUGAAGAACCCUGAUGGAUUGGUAAGGCGGGUCGUCAUCCGACUCGCGAUCCUUGAUGCACGAGCUUCACACUACCGCUUGGGGGGCGGUGCACUCAUUAAACGCCUCCGCCAGCUCCCAUGUCUGUCCUCCGUUUUCGAUAGGGAGGCCCGGCAAACUCCAUCAAUUUUGGGUAUCAGCAGUCUCCUUCGUGCUGACACCUUCCGCAUGCGAGUUGCAGACCUGGAUGUGCGACUACACAAACAGUUUCAAGAUGAGUUUGCAACCGCAGAUCUCGUGCGCACAGAGGAAAUCAAGGCACUCUACAAGGACAUCAAGCGCGAGAUAAGCGAAUGGGAUGGCCAAAUGGGAGAGAACAAUAUUGACAACCCAGCCACAACCGAAAGUUAUAAUGUGCUCGAUCCUACCAGCUAUGGACAUCUAGCAGCGUCUCUAGCGCUGCAUUCUUCUUUACUGUAUCUUCACAGAGUAUAUCCAUUACCGCUAUGUGACACUGAGAAAUCCGUCUCAGCUAUUCUUUAUGGGCAGCUGAGGAUUCAUCACGACCCUACUCGUGCCUCAUCACCGUCUUCCAUCCUACCCUCCGCACUCUUCCUGGCCGGCAUUUGUUCAAACGAUCCCAUUCGACGUGACUGGGUUGUCGAGCGCUUCAAAGGAGCUGAAAAGUGGGGAUCUUAUGUCCGCAAGGCACGUGAACUUAUGCAAGCAAUCACCGAUAGGCAAGCGAGUGGUGGUGUUACGGAUGUACAAAUUGUCAUGAGUGAAACGACUGGCGAGUUCAUAAUUUAG